Molecule: messenger RNA, 1215 nt
Organism: Brassicogethes aeneus
Lineage: Eukaryota; Metazoa; Arthropoda; Insecta; Coleoptera; Nitidulidae
Source: the annotation of a GenBank genome assembly
AUGACAACAGAAAGGUUUAAUUACUUUGACGAUCAGAAAAGAAAUCCAAAAGGAGAUAGAUUCAAAUGUACAGCAUGUGACAAAAUACCAAACCAAGUCAUCAGAGACAAGAAUGAAACAGACAUUCCCACUACAGAAUUGGAAAUCCUGGAAAUCAUUAAUGCUAUAGAAAAAAUUGAGGAAUUAUCUACUCUUGAGAAAGAAAAAAUGAAACUUAGCUACCAGUCAAAAAUAAGAGACGCCACAAAAUUCUUACACAAAAAAUUCACCAUUUUAAUCUAUCACCUAGGACGCAUAGAAAAGGAGAACUUAAUGUUAAAAUACAAGCUCCAAUCCACACAAAACUACACACCAGAAAAAAAAUCAAGUACAAACCAAAUGGAAAAUAACAAAUUUGUUAGUUUAAAUAGAGACACAAAAAUAGAAACACAAAAGAAAAAGACAUAUGCAGAUGUAAUAGUGCCAAGAAAUUUUGAACAGGAUGAAAUGAUAGACUUAAACAAAGCAGGAUGGACAACUCCAGAAAAUAAGAAAAGGCAUGAAACUCUUAUAAAGGUAAAUAGUACUACAGACUCAAAGGAAGCAGUAAAAAAGCUUAGAAAAGAAAUAGACACCAAAAAUACAGAAGGAGGUUUUAGAACAAUACGUGCAUUAAAAAAUGGUACAGUUUUAGUAGAGAGCCAUACAAAGAGCCAACAAGAUAAAUUGAAAAUAGAGUUGCAAAACAAGAAUGACAUAUCUGUCAAAGACGCUCAGAGCUAUAACCCUAUGUUUUUAAUUACAGGAAUUGAGAAAGGAUAUCAGGACAGUGAACUCCUAAAUGAAAUAAUUAGGCUAAAUAUAAAUGAGGAAACGAUAGAGGAACUUGGAAGAAAUAUUGAACAAAAAAUAAACAUUGUAGCGAGAAAACAGUGCAGGAAUCCAAUGAAAGAAAACUUGGUACUUCAGGCCCCACCAAAUAUAGCAAAAUGGUUUCUGAAAAAGCAAGUGAUUGAUUUCGACUUAGUAAAAGUGCACAUCAAAGAACACUUUAACUUGGCCGUGUGUUUUAAAUGCUGUGGUUUUGGACACGUAUCAAAGUACUGCACUGGAAAAGACUGCUGCCAUAAAUGUGGAGAAGAGCACGCAAGAAAAGAUUGCACAAAAGACGAUUGGAAAUGCCCUAACUGCAACAAAAUGAAAUAUAUACAUAUGUUUGGGUCUCGUGCUGAAUGA